Messenger RNA from Gongylonema pulchrum, 474 nucleotides. Lineage: Eukaryota; Metazoa; Nematoda; Chromadorea; Rhabditida; Gongylonematidae. The record is from the annotation of a GenBank genome assembly.
AUGCCACAUUCGAUAAUUGUUGGCGGUCGCCAGACCGAGUGGCAACAUUCAUCCACUACCUUGAUUGAGAAUUGUGUUUCUUAUUCGGCUCAUUACCUGGGUUCGAUGGAGAUUUCAAAUGUGGAAGGAACUGAAGAUUCCCGAAGAGCCAUGAUCAAACUUAAAAGUGGUAUUCGUGAGAUAUCCAGGAUACCGCAAGUUUUAUUGGAAAUUUCAGUAUCCGGUGUUCGAGUGCUUGAUGCCUUUACAAAGCUACUAACAGUGGAGCAUUCAAUUACACAAAUACAAAUUGUUUGCCAGGAUGAAAGAGAUCUGAACUGUUUUGCUUAUAUAUCACAGGAUGGCGAAAGACAUUUCUGCCAUGUUUUCUGUGUUUUAACAGCAGAUGUGGCUACCGAAAUCAUUUUGACACUGGGACAGGCAUUUGAAGUAUGCUACAGGAUCGCUGGUAAAACAUGUGGAAGUGAUGAAUGA